AUGGCAGGUCUCGAUCCAUUGGUCAUGGCCUCAUUACCAAAGUUCAUAUACAAUCCAAGUGCCGAGCUUGAUCAUGGUGAAGAAGUCACAGAGUGCUCAGUUUGCUUGAGCACUAUUGUGGAAGAGACCAUGGUUAAGCUUCUACCAAAUUGUACUCACAGGUUUCAUGUAGAGUGCAUUGAUAUGUGGCUUAGCUCAAACACAACUUGCCCCAUAUGCCGAACCCUGGCUGAGCCUCGGGUCAGGCCAGCGGAUGGUAAUUUAUGCAGUGGGGUUCAACCCAUAGUUUCACCCAUAGAAGAUAGUAUGCCACAUGGUAUUGGUACACGAUUAAGCUCUUUUCAGAGGAUGCUUAGUAGGCAGAGUUCGACGAGGAUUCAGAGUUGUAUAGAUGAAGUGGGUGCAGUAGAUCUAGAAAGACAGUAG
This is a messenger RNA of Quercus robur (English oak), 426 nucleotides long. Its product is annotated as RING-H2 finger protein ATL40-like. Bases 1 to 426 code for a protein of 141 amino acids. The transcript has a single exon. The record is from RefSeq and is a predicted model, not a curated record. Lineage: Eukaryota; Viridiplantae; Streptophyta; Magnoliopsida; Fagales; Fagaceae.